Saccostrea cuccullata (small rock oyster) is the source of this 2690-nucleotide messenger RNA. Its product is annotated as protein toll-like. Gene Ontology annotation, cellular component: extracellular matrix. Gene Ontology annotation, molecular function: protein binding. The record is from RefSeq and is a predicted model, not a curated record. The transcript has 2 exons. Bases 307 to 2397 code for a protein of 696 amino acids. Lineage: Eukaryota; Metazoa; Mollusca; Bivalvia; Ostreida; Ostreidae.
AAGAUUAUGACAGGGCUAUUAGUUAUUUUAGUGGUGAUCUAACAGGAAGCAACCGAGAAGAUUUCACCACUUGACUUGCUGUUCGGUCGCUGAUAGGUCCAUUUGAACAUGUGCUUUACAAUAUAACCAACCAUAUCAAAAUUUCAAGCAGAAUUUGGACGUGUGAUCGACAUAUCGAAAAGUUGUUAAUUUACACUGUUUAAUCGAGAAACAGCUUAUUCGCAAAAAGUCUUAUUGUGAACUGCUGAUAUUUCUUAACGUUUGCCAGCAACAUAAAAAGGACGAAAACAUUCUGGUUUUGAUAAAAUGGAUUUCUUCAGUAUGCAUUUAAAUUUGAAAUUUUUUCUGCAUCUCUGCAUUUUGGCUGUUCAUGUCUCUAUCGCUAACAUUGUGACAAGGUGUAGCAUCCCAAAAUGCAUUUCAGCCAAAGUUUCCUCUGCUUCCCACAAUGUUAUGAAAAUGAACAACAAACCCCUGAAAACAAAUGUGACAGGGUUUUAUCUUGUUCCCCCGGUAUCAAACGAGUGCUACUUCAGAACUUCAGAUAUAAUGGAAAGUUAUCACUUCGAUGGAAACCAAAUGGUCGGUGUUUUGGUUUUACGGUGUACUUCAAGAGCUAUAAUUCAUCUCGUACCCGAUAAUCGGCCCAAGUUUCCAAAUGUGAUUUUUCAAAUUCAGAUAGAUAAAUGCCUUCUCACUACAGAUAGUUUGAACGCCAUCAGUCAGCGGGUGAAAAUCAAUCAUUUUUCGUUUAUUGACACAUACCCUUUGGUGAGCUACUCCUACUGUGAUGGAUCUAGUGUUGUCAGUGCAGACUGUAGAUUUUGGAGUUCUGCUACAGCUAUCGGUAUUAUUGUUCCGCAGGGCGUAAAUUCCAUCAACAUUUCAAGACUUUUCCAGUGUAACGGAACGUUUCCUAACGUUAAACAAUUACUUUUUAGAAGGUUGGACUUAAAUCAGGAUCUUUUCUACCUCAAAAACAAAUUUCCAAACUUACAAGAUUUGCAAAUAUCGGAUUCCUCUCUCAAGGUUCCACCUCAAUUUCCUUGGAAUAAUGAAACCUACAGAUUUAACAAUAAUAUGUCGUAUUCAGAGGCAGGAUUCUACGACUCCGCAUCAGUAUUCAACAUUGAAAUAGAACCAAACAUCUGGAAACGUGUGCUGAAUUUGAACUCAAAUAACAUACAGGUUCUAACUAACUUUAUGUUUGAAGGACAUUUAGACAUGUUAAAACUUUCUAGAAAUGGACUGUAUUCUGUCGGACCAUUCACUUUCUCUAGAGUACAAGGUCUACAGCAUCUUGAUCUCAGCGAGAACUUAUUAUCAGACAUUCCUUCCAAUGCUUUUCGCGGCCUCACACGCCUCAGGCACAUAAAUCUCCAUGCCAAUCUCCUGUCCAUUAUCUCUGAUGACAUGUUUUAUGAUAAUACAGAGCUUGUCUACCUUGAUCUUUCAAAUAACAGCAUAGCAAUAAUUGGGUCAAACGCUUUCUCAAGAUUACGACAUCUAGAAGACCUAAGGCUUGAAUAUAAUCGCAUUGUAACAAUCAGUUACUCCAUGUUCCCAGCUUAUUCCGUAUCAUUCGAGUCUUUGACACUCGAUGGUAAUCCACUGAGAGAAUUACCGGAUGCUAUUUUCUAUUUCAAAACUCUAUACGAUGUGAGUCUCCGGUAUACUAACAUAGACUUCCAGAAUUUUACCCAGAUGUUACUUAAUUUAGAUUUUUCUCUCCUGGCAGAAGGAAACGCGCAAGGACAAACGACAACAGAAAAUGAAUUGCUUACAAGAUCACCCCGAAAGUUGAAAAGGAUUGAUCUAACCGGAAGUAAAAUUAAUAAUCUCCAUUUGAAGUAUUUCGGAACUGAUGUUUCUACUAGAAAUGCUGCUAUUUUAAAAAUGAAGCUCCUCAUGCUGCUGAAAUAUUUUCAUCUGAUUCUAACUGAUAAUCCAAUCAACUGUGAUUGUAAAAUCAAUCACUUGACCAGAUUUAUAAAAAAUGCCUUAGAAAAUGGUUUUCUUCGAGGAAAUGAAUAUUUCUUUAACGACUGGAAGUGUUCGUAUCCACAGGAACUAAGAUAUACACCGGUAACACAAGUUCCGGAAGCGGAAACCUAUUGUCCAAAAGACAUAGCUAAUUGCCCAGUUGGGUGCUCUUGUUACGAACGAUCUGUUAGCGGCGUCACUAUUGUUGAUUGUCGAAAUGUUGGGCUGAGGGAACUCCCUAGAUCACUUCCGGAGGGAAUCUUAGAUUUGUGGUUUCAGAACAAUAACAUUUCUACUCUUACAAGUGAGGAAUAUCUUCCAAGAACGCGACAACUUUUACUAACAGGAAAUAAAAACAUUAGAAUUAAUACGAAUUUACUUCGAAAUCUUCACCUCUUAAAACUUACCACAUAAUGAUUUGUUUUUACUUUUUUGAGCUUUCUUAAACGGGUAACACUAUCAUUAAAAUACCAUGUUUCAUUUAUGAGAGAUAUGUUAAUAUAUGAUUUGUAUGUUUAUGGUUUACAAUUGUAUGUGAGUUUGUUUGAAGAAAUGAUGUAUGUAAAAAGAUUACUCAACAACUACUAUUUUUUUUUGCUUUACUUGACAUUUUCAUGUUCUCAUGACCGUAUUUGAUAUAUUUUUAUAUCUAUUUCAGGUAUACAUUUUGUAAACAAGAUGUGUUUUUAUUUAAGCAUAUUUGUGUA